GUACGUAUAAUUUGUUCAUGCUACAGCCCUGAAUGUUCCUGAAUGUGUGUGUACAUAUGUGUGUGUUACAUGCAACAACCGUGAAUUAUCCUGAAUGUGUGUGUACGUAUGCGUGUGUUCAUGCUACAGCCCUGAAUUAUCCUGUGUGUGUGUGUGUGUGUGUGUAUGUGUGCUUUUGUGUAUAAUCCUGCAUGUGUGUGUGUGUAUGUGUGUGUUUGUGAAUAAUCCUGUGCGUGUGUGUGUGCUGUGUCAUAGGUGUGCAGGAGGCAGUGGUGAUCUGUCUGAAUAAGCAGACCCAGGAGGCCUCGGAGGAGAGCCUGUGUGUGAGCUCCCGCCGGCCCCCUCAGCUGCUGCGGGCCUGCAGCACCGAGCCCUGCCCGCCCAGGUGGGAGACGGGGGCCUGGAGCUCCUGCUCGGCCACGUGCGGCGUGGGCCUGAUGAGCCGGGCCGUGUCCUGCACCCACCUCCAGUCCCGGGAGAACAACCGCACGGUCGUCGUGAGCGAUGGCAAGUGCCGCCAGCCCAAACCCAACCCGGUCCAGGCCUGCAACCGAUUUGACUGCCCGCCCAUGUGGGAGCUGAAGGACUGGGGGCAGUGUUCCCGUAGCUGCGGAGGUGGCAUGCAAAGAAGGGAGGUCCUCUGCAAGCAGCGUCUCGCGGACGGCAGCGUUCUGGAGCUGCCCGACACCUUCUGUCCCUCGCCGACCCCGCCUACCCUCCAGGCCUGUGACAAGAGAGAGUGUCCCCCAAGAUGGGUCCCUACAGAGUGGUCCCAGUGCUCAGCCACCUGUGGGGAGGGGACCCAGAGACUGGCGCUGGUGUGCAGGAAGCAGGAAGAGAACGGGGAGUACCGCACCCUGGCCCCAGCGGCCUGCGCCGCUUUCCCCGAGCCCACGACCGUCCGAGCGUGCUCCCUGGGAACCUGCGCGAAGAAUUUCAAGCCUGGAGGCACUAAACUGGGUCCAAGCAUCCUGGCUCAGAGGAAGGUCUACAUCCAGUGGCGGAAGGAGAAGAAGCUGCAGCUCAUUAUGGGGGGGUACGCCUACCUCCUCCCCAGGACCUCCGUGUUCAUCCGCUGCCCCGUCAGGCGCUUCCGCAAGGGCCAGAUCCGGUGGCUCAAGGACGGGAAGGCCCUCCUCAGCCAGCCCCACCUUUUUGUUACCGCGCUAGGCUACAUAAAAAUCCAGCACCUCAGGACCUCCCACGCAGGGGUGUACACCUGCGCAGCGGGCCAGGCCCAGGAGAACCUGGUCCUCAAGGUCAUCGGCAGCAAGCAGAAGUUGGCAGUCCCGGAGGGGAGCCUGUGGCUGACAGAGGGAGAGGGGAAAGCCCCUCCGGGGGGCCUGGACCUGCGGCUCUCCUUCGGCAAGUACGACGGCAUCGUCCAGCGCCUGCUGGAACUGAAGGGGGCCGCCAGGGAGGGCCCAGACUCCAGAGAGCUGCUGGACUCGGCUGAGAAGAACGCCUCCACCUUGGAGGAGGACAGCGCCGGGGAGGCCUGGGUCCCCCAGACACUGGUCAUGGAGACGUGGAGGCUGGACGAGAUCAUCAGGAACCUGUCGCUCCAUCCCCAUGCCCAGCAGGCCCUGCACAGUGACCAGCUCCUGACCCAGCUGCUGGUGGAGCUCUCCAAGAACCACGGCGAGAGCAAUGAGUCCACCCUGCUCCACCCCAGCAGGUCCUCCUCUGAGUCCUCUACCCAGAGCUCCAAAUCCAAAACCAGCCCAGACAUCACCCAGUCUAGGGGCUCCACGGGGCCCCACAGGGAACAUCCUAGAGCCCCGGCCAUCUUGCAGAAAACCCUGAGCCAGGAAAAGGAACAGUCCCCCUUGGAGGUUGUGGCCUACGUGGGCAAGCCAGUCUUCCUGCCUAGACAGACCAUCAGUGUGGAGCUUCGGUGUGAGGCGGUUGGCACCCCCGAGCCUGCCAUCACCUGGACGAAGGAUGGGAUAGAGCUUCUGUAUAGCAGCAGAGUAGGCAGGCUGCCAGGGGGCUCCCUGAGAAUCCUGGCUCCGCGCGAGACUGACGCGGGCCUGUACGCGUGCACCGCCAGGAACCACGCCGGCUCCGCCUCCCUGUCUUCUUCGCUGAGGAUCACAGAGCCACCACAGCCUGCUCCGGAUGACCCCCUCUGGACUGCCCUGGCCCGUGCAGCAGAACCUGGUGUCCACACUCUCCUGAUGACCAGCAAUCAUACCAGAACCACUCUGCAGACCGGCACCACUGCCCUCAUUGGCUGCCCCGUUACGGGUCACCCCAGACCCACGGUGUCCUGGUUCCUGAACAGGCAAACCCUGUCCCAGAUUGCAGGAGUGGCUCAUCAGCUGUUGGCGGAGAACCAGGUCCUGCGCCUACCAAACAUCACCCGAACCCUGAGGGGCGAAGUCAGCUGCAGCGCGGAGAACAAUGCUGGGACACUGGAGCUGAGGAUGUCCCUGGAUGUACAAGGGGUCAAGGCCCCAGGGCUGAAGUGUCUGCUGGACGGUGUUGAGGGGAACCACUCGCUGUGCCGAGACAAGAAAAACGCCACGCAGAGUACAGCGGCCUGCCAAGGACAACACUGCCCCCCUAGGUGGCAGGCGUCCCCCUGGUCUCCUUGCUCCAUCAGCUGUGGGGGAGGUGUGCAGGUACGCAGGGUGUAUUGCCAGAGGGGCACCCAAGAGGAGGACAGCUGUGUGGGGGCAGGGAGGAGACCCCCCCACACCCAGCUGUGUAGUGCCAUGCCCUGUGUGGAGUGGGCAACGUCUGCUUGGGGCACGUGCCACGGACGCUGUGUGGGACACCGUCAGGCCACGCAGCACAGGCAGAUGUUCUGCCAGGACAGGAACGGCACCAGAGUCGCCCACGCCGAGUGCAGCUCUCUACCCAGGCCGGGGGCCUACAGGAACUGCUCCACGGAGGCCUGUGCGCUGCAGUGGCGGGUGGGACCCUGGACACAGUGCACCUCCACCUGCGGCAGCCACGGCUUCCAGUCCCGCCGCGUGUCCUGCACCCACCAGCGGACCGGCAAGACCGCCCGGGACGUUAACUGCGCCUGGAGGCCCCGCCCCUCCAGCUGGCAGCGCUGCAACAUCCUGCCCUGUGCCCGGGGGGAGUGCAGAGACAGCACCAGGUACUGUGAGAAGGUCCGGCAGCUGGAGCUCUGCUCACUAGCCCAGUUCAAAGCUCGGUGCUGCGAGUCCUGUCGGGACAGCUGAGGUCACCCCCCCACCUCGUCCCCAGGGGGCGCUGCGACUGAUUUACUCACCAGCCUGACUGCAGAGCACCAUCACUUGGGCUGGACAAAUAAAAAAACAAGCAAGAGAAAGAGAACAUUCAUUUGACACCAAUGAAGGCUUCGAUUUGAUUAUGUUUUUAAAGUGUUGUUACGAUUCCCAUGGAUCAGACAGCAACGAGAGACUUGUCUUGGAACUGCCCUGUGCGUCUGCAACCAGGAAAGAGCUUGGCGCCCCCGGUGGCUGUUGAUGAAGCUGUUUUGUCUCUCAGCACCUGCUGGAUCUCACAAUGUAAAUUCACCGGAGGAGAAGCAGAUGCUGAACAGACCUUCUAGGUCUUGAAUUUUACUUAAUUAAUGCUUUGUUCUUUUUUAUUUUACAAAAAAUCCCCCCUGGCCAGAAUUCCCCCCCAUCUACUGUUUUGUGUAUAUGUGUCAUGUGGAGGAGGACAUUGUUCCCUUUCACAUUGAGAAUUUUAGUUUCAGCUUGUGGUUGCGCAGAAUAAACCCAGCACACAAGUGCAGUGGGGCUGGCCCCUGGAAACAGAGAGGAAGUGAGCUGGACAUUCAGCCAAUCAGAUGGGAUGACCUGAAGCUAUUCUGUCAGUUACAAGACCACUUCAGCCUUCCUUUGUUUCCCUUGUCACAAGCACGGGGUCAAAGGUCAGUGAUUUCUCCAUUUCUAGUGGCUCACACAUAGAGUGUACACUUACAGGCAUGAGAUGAAACCAUUUGCGCCCCCAAGAAAAGGUCUGGGCCGUGAGUCACAUCACAAAACCGUUGGAUCCGUGGCCUGUGGAAUUUGUUGUGGACUGUAAAUUUUGUUGAAAUUGCUUGGUUCAAAAUGGCCUUAUUAUAAAUUUUAUGAUGCUGUGACUGUUUUGCACAGGUUCUGGAGCACUGUGGUUAGAGAGGAUGCACUGACACAAGAGGGUUGUUUGGUCCUUGCAUUGUCAUGAGAAACCCUUGUGUACCUCAAGGCAAUCUGUUUGGCACUCAUCUCAGCAGAGAUGGACUGAGGUAAAAGCCAGCAGUGGGUGGAGUCCAUAGAGUGGACACUUUUUUUUAAGAUUCCCUAUGCUCCAGAAGUCCUGCCCCACAAUAAUUCAAGCAUCAUAAUAUAAAUAAUCCUAUCCAGCAAUCUGGUUUUGGACACUAGUUGAGUUCCAUUUUUAGCUAAUAUUACAUAUUAUUACUACUGUAUAAUUAUUAAUGAACUCCAAGUGGUUUUCAUACUAACGCUACCAUGACCAAACAUUGACAAAUCUGAUGCCGUUAAUGUUGAAAAAGUUGAAUGAUUGUUAAUUUCCAAGAUACUACAGUAAUACCGUAAGUGGCUUUAGACACACAUUGGUAUUACAGUAUAAAAUUAUCCAGUUCAGGUUUCAGCAUAUGACUGGGACAACACACUGGGAAAGGAAUUAAUAUUUAUCUUCUUUAAGUGCCAUCAAACUUUAUCAAACCUGUCUUUAAGUGCCCCUCCCACGCCACUUUUGCACCAUGGCCAGCAUGUCAUUGUGAAAGAGACACUCUCCUUAUAGAAACAUUAUGAAAUUUGGUAUCCUCUAUUUCACAUUGAAAAUGGCAGUUUUGUGUGACUUCAGCUUUUCUAUUUCAGUCAUAUUUCAGUUCACCUAACUAGUCGUUUGGGAGUUUCAAGGUGACUUGAUUGAAAUUUAUCCAGUGAUUUUACCCAUGGACAAUAUAUACCAUGCUGUAUUUAAUGCAGUAUGCAAAGAGCCUUUUUCUUGUGUUAAUUGUUUUAGAAAUAUUUAGAAUUAAGUAUAAAACACAAUUGUUUACAUAGUGUAACUCAUGUCAUUAAUACUUGCCACAGGCAUUAUGUUGGAGUAUAAAUAAAAUUGGUAGUCAGGGAAUAUUCUCAAGUUAAUACAAGUUCUGUAAAUAUUUGAUUUUCUUUUUUUUUACUAGAGCUUUUUUGUUUUGUUUUGUUUUGUUGUAUCUUUAUUGGUUCUAUUUAUUACAAUGUCACAUUUUGUGCAAGUGCAAUUGUUUUUGUAAAUGAAAGCGAUUUCUUGAGUAGUUCUGCUGUAAAUGAACAUUUCCGGUUUUGUUCAGGCAUGUAUUUGUUGUUGUCAGUACAGUGCAUGCAAUGUAGGCUUAUAUUGCUGACUUGCUAAGUUCAGACAUACUGUACCAAGCCUGGUCAUCCUGCAGAUAAUAAAAAAAGUUUUACAUUCCUUUCCAAA
Anguilla anguilla (European eel) is the source of this 5424-nucleotide messenger RNA. Its product is annotated as ADAMTS-like protein 1. Gene Ontology annotation, cellular component: extracellular matrix. Gene Ontology annotation, biological process: extracellular matrix organization. The record is from RefSeq and is a predicted model, not a curated record. The transcript is spliced from 13 exons. NCBI's taxonomy places the organism in Eukaryota, Metazoa, Chordata, Actinopteri, Anguilliformes, Anguillidae. The coding region runs from base 438 to 3197 and encodes 919 amino acids. Gene Ontology annotation, molecular function: metalloendopeptidase activity.